AUGAACUCUGAACGCUCAUCGCAGACACUGGCCCGAGACUCGACACCAUCGCAGAGUAAAGAAAGCAACGACUUGUCGAAAGAGCAGUUGGAACAAUAUGGAGUGCGUGUUGGAGAUGACAACAAAGUCUUCUGGAGCGAUGGAGCAAAGGACCACCCUCGAAACUGGAGCCCAUGGUCGAAAUACUACUCUGCCAUCAUCAUAUCAUGGCUGGAGCUGUACAUGACAGGAAUCAGCUCGUCUGGAACGGCUGCCGCGAAUAGCGCUCGCAUGGAAUAUGGCAUCCAGAGAAACCUGGCAUACUUCGCGUUCGUCUCGCUAUACCUCAUCGGACAGACCGUUGGAGGCAUCUUCUGUUCCCCGAUUUCUGAGACCUUCGGCCGACGGACGAUCUACAUCAUUGCCACUGCCAUGUUUUGCGUCACUUCAGUCGUGGUCGCUGCUGUUCCGUCCGAUCUGCCUGGAGCCAGCGCCGCCAUAUACAUUGGGAGAUUUUUCCAGGGCGUCGCUGCGGCCAUUCCGGCGACGGUAGCUUUUGGCAACUUCGAGGACAUGUUCGAUGCUGAGAAGCGUAUCUGGGUCGUCUAUCUGUACACCCUGGCAGGUAUGAUCGGUCUGGUGCUGGGACCGAUCUACUCGUCAUAUGUUCUGGCGCGAACCAAGUGGAGAUGGGUCUUCUGGAUAUCAGCCAUCGUAUCAGCAAUCUCGCUCGGAGCAUGUUUCUUCAUCAAGGAAAGCAAGGCAUCUCAGCUAUUGCAAGCGAAGGUGGACAAGAUUAAGAAAGAAACGGGCAACGACAAACUGGAAUCCAACACUUAUGGUGGCAAGUUCUCGGUCAAGGAGUUUGUGCAGAACUCCUUGUUUCGUCCACUUGUCUUCUUGUUCACCGAGCCGAUUGUAACCUUCUGCUCCAUCCUGUGCGCGAUUGCUUUUGGGUUGAUUUAUGGCCUGACGGAAGGUCUGACCGUUGCGUACACCGACCCGCCUUUCGACCAGACAUUCAACGAGACGAGUUCGUCUUUGGCAUUCAUUGCGAUCCUGAUCGGAGAGAUCAUCAACAUCCUUCCUCGGUUCUAUGACCAGCAUAUAUUCCGAAAGUAUCGUCGAGAGGGUCGGAGAAUUCUGCCGGAGUCGAAGAUCGCAAGUUUCGCCAUAGCUUGUCCGGCACUGGCCAUUGGACUGUGGAUAUUUGCCUGGACGACUCCUCCCAGAGUGACGAAUGUCCCGUGGCCAGUCUCGAUGAUCGGCCUCAUCUUCAUUGGAUUCGCAUUGAACGACUUUUCGUAUGUGCUCUUCGGAUAUGCCACGGACUCGUACGGAGAGUAUGCGAGCUCGGCGGUAUCAGCUAUCAGUCUUACAAGGACCUUAGCGGCAGCGAUCUUCCCGUUGUUUGCGUAUAACAUGUUCUCUGGUCUUGGGACAAAUAUUGCCGCAACCAUAUUGGCGGCGGUGGCGACCUUGUUCGCUUUCACGCCGUUCCUGUUUCUGAAGUAUGGAGCAACAUUGAGGAAGAAGAGCAAGAAGGCCUGUAAUGACGAAGACGCGCUCACCGAGGAGAACGAUCACAUGUCGGAUGAUCAAUCUCAAGAGUCGCAAGAGAAGGAGUCUGCGUGA
Messenger RNA from Zymoseptoria tritici IPO323, 1614 nucleotides. RefSeq lists its product as uncharacterized. Gene Ontology annotation, molecular function: transmembrane transporter activity. The transcript is spliced from 2 exons. The record is from RefSeq and is a predicted model, not a curated record. Gene Ontology annotation, biological process: transmembrane transport. Bases 1 to 1614 code for a protein of 537 amino acids. NCBI's taxonomy places the organism in Eukaryota, Fungi, Ascomycota, Dothideomycetes, Mycosphaerellales, Mycosphaerellaceae.